This is a messenger RNA of Colletotrichum higginsianum IMI 349063, 1302 nucleotides long. RefSeq lists its product as uncharacterized. Lineage: Eukaryota; Fungi; Ascomycota; Sordariomycetes; Glomerellales; Glomerellaceae. The transcript is spliced from 2 exons. Bases 1 to 1302 code for a protein of 433 amino acids. The record is from RefSeq and is a predicted model, not a curated record.
AUGAGCACAGCGAUUGCAAUGGCUCCCUCUCCAGCCCCCCACGACAGAACGUCGUUCUCUUCUGAUCUCGCUCCCGCGUCUUCUGCUCAGCACGCAGCUUCUUCGCCCGCUCAGCAAAGAACUCUCGCCCCCACUGGAACCCCUAAUGCGACGGCACAUCGCUCAGGCAGCGGCAGCCCCAGAGGCGCCGCGCAAAUCCCCAAGUCAUCUCCUCCCAGCACUGCGCGACACGCCAAUGGCGCCCCCAAGAUUAUCGUGAAGAAGGAGCCCAACUCCCCAGACCUGCCAACCACCCGACACAGGCCCCGCAAACUGGAUCUGUCCAACAAGGGCGCUCAUCCAGGCUCCAACACUCCCGGAACCGCCAGACCUAUGACUGCCCGGGAGAAUCUGGGUAUCCAGGAGGUCGGCCUCGCCUGUCUCUCGCCUGGAUUUGUCACGCAAGACCCUAUCAUGAAGGAGCAGCUCCAGCGCAGCAUGAGCGUAAGGGAUCAGCAACGCAUGAUCAUCGAGCAGAGAAUGCAGCAGCAGUCGGCCAAGGGUGACGGUCCAGACACCUCCGGCAAGGACCCCGUGUCGCAAUUUGCGGCCAAGACCCCUGGAAUGUCUCGCAGAAACAAAGCUCAGCUUUCUAUUCUGCCGCCCUCGGCCGAGUCCUUCGCCAACGAGCGCGUCAUCCAGUCUGCCCCUUUGGGACACUCCUUCACAGGUCGUCAACACCCCGCACCUCUGACCCGUCACAUCGCGAACCAACCGAAUACUCUGUCCAACACCUCCCACAUUCACCACGUUCCCGCCAACCAGACCAACAACCGCCUGCCCCCCAUCAGUGACGUCUUCGGCCAGGUCUCCGGUCAUCCCGAGAACGCCCCCAACUCGCUUUACCCUCAAAGCAGCUCGCGACCCCCUAUGGCAUCGCCCGGCCACCCCCCCCAGAUGCAACACGGCCCCCCGACUUCCGGGCGUGCGCGGGAGUACAAGUCUGCCGAGGAGGCGCAGCAAGAGAUUGCAGGAGGUCGCCCCGAGCUGCUCCCUAAGAUUGUGCACUACGGAAACGCUCACCAGCCUCCUACGCCGCCCUCUCCCGCCCCGGGAAGCAGGCUGGCCGAUCCCAGUCGAAGCGCCAGCCGGCGCCGCACGCGUGCCGAGUAUGAGGAUGGCAGCCCACCCUUGGGUCAUGGCCCGGCCCCGCAGAGGAGAGGUCCGUUCGGUGCUGGCCGGGAUAGCCCCGAGAGCCAGAGAGCAAAACGCGAGGAGUUCAUCAAGCUCUGCGAGAGGGCUUGGGAUCUGUUUCACUCCUAG